Molecule: messenger RNA, 2718 nt
Organism: Frankliniella occidentalis (western flower thrips)
Lineage: Eukaryota; Metazoa; Arthropoda; Insecta; Thysanoptera; Thripidae
Product: heat shock protein 60A
Exons: 8
Coding region: 364-2091 (575 amino acids)
Biological process (GO): protein refolding; apoptotic mitochondrial changes; mitochondrial unfolded protein response
Cellular component (GO): mitochondrial matrix; mitochondrial inner membrane
Molecular function (GO): ATP-dependent protein folding chaperone; ATP binding; protein-folding chaperone binding
Source: RefSeq, a predicted model, not a curated record
AAAUUCUAGGCUGCUUUCUCAGUCACUUUAAACCUCGUUAUCCAGUCUUUAAGAGUUUCGUCAGCCCGCAGUACAUUCUAGAAGGGGUUGGGGCCAUAGACGAGCACAUUAAUCGUUUUCGCCAAUUAUUUGUAUUGUCAUCACUAAAAGAGUGUAUAAAUUGACGCUAAGCUAGAGAGCAAAUCCUUGAACAAUCGAGAGAAACUGUUUGCCUCCUCCUUCUCGUGGGUUCCGUCCAAUCCCAGCACCGACAGUUCCCUCGUGGUCGCCGACAACUGAUCAAGUGGAGCUCCGAUCUCUCUUUGUAUUACUAUACUCUUGCAUUUACUCCACUCCAAGGUUUAAAUUCUAUUAUCGUUCAAAAUGUUUCGGCUGCCAACAGUCUUACGCUCAGUGGCCUUGCGCCAAGUAUCUCAGGCACGAGGUUAUGCGAAAGAUGUCCGGUUUGGUCCAGAGGUCCGUGCUCUAAUGCUUCAAGGUGUUGACAUCCUUGCUGAUGCUGUUGCUGUGACAAUGGGUCCCAAAGGCCGCAAUGUCAUUUUGGAACAGUCCUGGGGUAGCCCAAAAAUUACUAAGGAUGGUGUCACAGUUGCUAAGGGUGUUGAGCUUAAAGAUAAAUUCCAAAAUAUUGGUGCUCGACUUGUCCAAGAUGUUGCGAAUAAUACCAAUGAAGAAGCAGGCGACGGUACCACUACAGCUACGGUCUUGGCUAGAGCAAUUGCUAAAGAGGGCUUUGAAAAAAUUUCUACUGGAGCCAACCCUAUUGAAGUGCGCAAAGGUGUCAUGCUAGCUGUUGACGCCAUUAUCGAGCACCUUAAGAGUCUUUCCAAGCCAGUUACUACACCUGAAGAAAUUGCUCAAGUUGCCACUAUCUCAGCUAAUGGUGACCGUAAAAUUGGAGACCUUAUUUCUAAUGCUAUGAAGAAGGUUGGUAAAGAAGGCGUUAUCACUGUUAAAGACGGCAAGACAUUGCAUGAUGAACUGGAAGUUAUUGAGGGCAUGAAGUUUGACAGAGGUUACAUUUCACCUUACUUCAUCAAUACUGCAAAAGGUGCCAAGGUAGAAUUCCAGGACUGCCUAGUUCUAUUUUCAGAAAAGAAAAUUUCAUCAAUCCAGUCUAUUAUUCCUGCUCUGGAACUGGCUAAUACACUCCGCAAACCUCUUGUUAUUGUUGCUGAGGAUGUGGAUGGUGAAGCAUUAAGCACACUCGUUGUGAAUAGAUUGAAAAUUGGACUUCAGGUGGCUGCUGUUAAAGCACCUGGUUUUGGUGAUAACCGCAAGGCAACACUUCAGGACAUGGCAGUAGCCACUGGUGGUAUAGUGUUUGGAGAUGAAGGCAACCCUGUUAAACUGGAAGAUAUUACUAAGGAGGACCUUGGUGUUGUUGGUGAAUGCCUUAUCACUAAGGAUGACACGUUGUUAUUGAAGGGUAAAGGAAAGAAGGCUGAUAUUGAUAGAAGGAGUGACCAAAUCAGAGAUCAAAUUGAAAACACUACUUCAGAGUAUGAGAAAGAAAAGUUGCAGGAGAGAUUAGCACGCUUGGCCUCUGGUGUUGCCGUGUUGAGAGUUGGUGGAUCUAGUGAAGUGGAAGUAAAUGAAAAGAAGGACCGUGUAAAUGAUGCCCUGUGUGCAACUCGUGCUGCUGUGGAAGAAGGCAUUGUUCCCGGUGGUGGCACUGCUCUGUUGCGCUGCAUCACUAGCCUUGAUAGUCUGUCUCUUGCCAACAAUGACCAGAAAACUGGUGUGAACAUUGUUCGGAAGGCUCUGCGUCAGCCUUGCAUGCAAAUAGCCAUGAAUGCUGGUGUUGAGGCAUCAGUUAUAGUUUCUAAAGUUGAGGAAGGAAAGGGUGAUAUGGGUUACGAUGCAUUAAAUAAUGAAUUUGUUAACAUGAUUGAGAAAGGAAUUAUUGAUCCCACAAAGGUCGUGAGAACUGCAUUGACUGAUGCUGCUGGUGUUGCAUCUCUUCUUACAACUGCUGAAGCAGUAGUUACUGAGUUGCCCAAAGAAGAUUCACCUGCUGGUGGAAUGGGCGGCAUGGGUGGAAUGGGCGGCAUGGGUGGUAUGGGAGGAAUGGGUGGUAUGGGAAUGUAAAUCAUGCAUUCGCCAUCUCAUGUGCUCCAUAUCCCAUUGUGUGCUAAGUUAAUUGGCCAUCAGUGACUUACUUAUAGCUGGACUGUAAGCGUGCUAUAAGUGCUCUACAUGUGUAGUGUAUUCAAGACUUGAGGGCUUCAUAGGUGUUCAUCGUGCCCUGUAACUAAAGUUAUUUGCAUUUCUUGUUUUAAUUGUUACCUGUGUUUGAGAAGAUCAAAGAAGAUAAUUUAGGCUCAAGUGUAGUAUCUUGCCUGCUAGUCAUAAGAUCUGGAAAAACAGAGCUGGUCUAAACUUAUGAACUUUGUGUUGCUUUGAAUUUAUCAGAGUCUAUUUCCUUAAAAGCUCUCAUGUUUUAGUCAGUCAAAAUAUUUUAACUUUGUUAAAGUGUCACCAGUGUAUGGAAAAUUUUAUUGGACCAAUUUGGUCUUUGUUGGUGCAUUGUCCUUGAACUUGUUCAGCAGGUGUUUUCUCAUUCCAUUAUUGUGGUUUUCAUUUUCCAGAUCUCCCAUGAAUUUCUUUUCAACUUGUACAUAAUACUGCCAUCACCUUAGUACAUACUAGUAAUUCAUACCAUCUCCUGUUAAUUUUGUACUUUGCUGUAUUUGUAAUACAGAGAGAUCAGUUAAA